Messenger RNA from Paecilomyces variotii, 736 nucleotides. RefSeq lists its product as hypothetical. Bases 1 to 723 code for a protein of 240 amino acids. The record is from RefSeq and is a predicted model, not a curated record. The transcript has 4 exons. Lineage: Eukaryota; Fungi; Ascomycota; Eurotiomycetes; Eurotiales; Thermoascaceae.
AUGGCACCUACAGACUUCACCGACAUAUGGGCCCCCAUGCAGGUGCCUGAACUGAAAGUCCGAGACGGGUAUGGCACUGGGCCAGCCCGUAGCCGUCACAAACUGUCUAAAGACCAGAUUUCUCCGUGGACAAACCUUCUGGAUGAAAUAAGACGGCAUACGAAUCGAUAUUACAGAAAACCUAGAAACCAUGGUCCCAUUACCCGCUCUGAAUGCUACGUUGUUGGAAAUGAGAUUGGUGUCUCUGGCCGCUUUAAAAAAAUAGGUCCAGGUCUCACUUUUGGAGACCCUCAAGCUGGCACGCCUCUUUAUGGAAAGUCGUCGAGGACAGUGGCAGAUAGCACUGUCCAAUGCAAUAAAGAUCCGGGCACAAUAUGGAUUGUUGACGAGAUGAAAGCACCUUGGACAACGGGCCUUAAUGUGACUCCGAAGAAGCUGGCCAAGUUAUUAGGCCAAGUAGCAAGAUACAUGGAUGAUAACGAGACCCUCUAUGGGUUCUACUCGACUUAUAAUGAAACCGUGUUCCUCAAGCGGACGGGGAAAUACACUUUCCAGGUAUCCCCAGUGAUCAAUCACGAUUCGGUAUCAUCCCAUGAGUUCGGUCAGGUAAGCCUACGGGAAUGCUUCUUAGCCAUAGCGCAUAUGGCUGGUGAGAAGUGGCGGUAUUCGAGAAGGACCGGGGACAGUCUGACAUCAGGAAAAUGGAAAGUGCAAGCUCUAUAAGCGUAGAACAAUG